GUAAGGGUUUUGUUUUGCAGUCAUGGCUACUUCGAGUUCGGGCCGAGAACCGCGACGAUCAGUUAAUACUUUGGGACAAGAGGAGCUGCGGAGAUUAAUGCGAGCCAAACAGCGCGAGUCUGCUGCGGGGAAAAGGAAAAUUGACUCGCCCUACGUUAGAUAUAACAGUUUGGGGAAUUUAAGUUGCUGCCUGUGCAAUGUGAUUGUGAAGAAUGAACUGCUGUGGCAAACACAUGUUCUUGGAAAGCAGCACAAGGAGAAUAUUAAAUAUUCUACAUCCAAAUCAUUUCCUGAAACUUCAUCUCCUCUCAAAAAAAAAAAGUUGGAACCAAGAAUUCUAGAUCAAAAGAAAGGACAAGAUUGUAAUGACCAAGCACAAGCAGUUUCAUCUAACUUGCCAAAAACCUUUUUUGACAAAAUUGAGCAAACAGAAGUAGAAAUAAUAUCUUCAAAAAGUUCAAGUGUUGUCUUACUAGGAAAUUAUAAAACUGAGGAAGGAAAGAAAGAAGAUAUGACAAAAGAAAUUAGAGAGAGGGACAGCAAAACUUCAUUGCCAACCCCAGCUCAGUAUGAAUUAUCUUCAGAUCUUGUUCCAAAAGCAGAACUUGUGGCCUGUUCAUCAACAGACUACUUGGAGAACAAUGCUUUAGCUACUCCUCAGUUAUCACAUUCCGAAUCUGUACAGAAGGCAGAACCACAAGAAAAAACCCAUCAAAGAAGAGAAAAUACUGCAGAGGCCUUACCAGAGGGAUUUUUUGAUGAUCCAGAAGUGGAUGCAAAGGUGCGCAAGGUUGACACUCCAAAGGAUCAGAUGGAUAAAGAAUGGGAUGAAUUCCAGAAAGCUAUGAGACAGAUCAAUACAAUUUCAGAAGCAAUAGUAGCUGAAGAAGAUGAAGAAGGACGACUUGACCGUCAAAUUGGAGAAAUUGAUGAACAAAUAGAAUGUUUCCGUCGUGUUGAACAACUGCGGGACCGCCAGGAAAUAAGAAAAGAUCAAUUAAAGGAAGCCAUGAGUCAAACAGUCACACAGAGUAAAGAAGAUGAUGAUAUUGAUAGUAAUGAUGAAGAUGAACUGCAGGACUUGCUGUCUCAAGACUGGAGAGCAAAAGGAACAAUAUUGUAACUGCCUGAGAAGAGGAUUAAAUUUUCGAAUUGUGACAUUGUUGUUUUAUUGUGUACUAACUUUUCUUACAUACAUGUAUGUAUAUAUAUUAAGUCUUGUAGGUAUUAAAACUAUCUGUUGAAUGUCAUAAAAUAUUUUUAAAAAAACUAUUAUAGCUGUUAAGGAAAACCUUUUAUUCAAGCCACUACUGUGCUAGCAGUAGCUUUUAAAUAUGCAUUGAAAUGUGUUAUUCAGACAGAUGAAUAUAAAAACAAGCUUUUACCAGUUAGAACUGUUUUGUAAUCUUAAAUAGAAACCUGUUUACUUUUAUUUCCUGCACUUAACAUAUGCCACAGUUGUUACCUCCAUACUACAUUGGAAACUUAAUGUUAACUUGUGUUUCCUCAGAUUCAUAAAUUAGCUAUUAAUCAUCUUUUAUAAUUCUAAAUCUAUUGCUUCAAAGAAAUCAGAGUUUUCAAAUUGACUGAAAUUUAUUAGUGCAUUUUGUAACUUGUAUUGAAUAAUUGUUUAUUUGAUACAGACAUUCAUUAGCAAAUGUCAGUGAAUACUUACCAAUGUAUAAUCCUGGGGAAGGAUGCCCCAUUAAAUUGAAAAUCAUGAGUUUUACAAUAAAAUCUAUUAUUUUCACAUGA
This is a messenger RNA of Thamnophis sirtalis, 1755 nucleotides long. The record is from RefSeq and is a predicted model, not a curated record. Lineage: Eukaryota; Metazoa; Chordata; Lepidosauria; Squamata; Natricidae.